UGAGGAUAAUAAUACUUGCAUUACUUCUAUAACCUUAAUGUGCAAUACAAAUACCUUCCAUUCUUUUUCCCAGAACUAUGGGUGGGGAGGAUGAAUGUUGACAUCAACAUUCAGGUGGCCUCAAAAUAGGCAAUUCUGUAGAUCUCUAGGCAAUUCAUUUUCCAUUCCUUCAUCCUUCCUAUUAAAAAACCACAGGCCCGUGUGCAUGUUACGAUGCUAUUAAUAUAGUCCCACGACUUUUAAUUAAAGUCAUGAUACCUAGUGACUUUUCAUAAUAGCACUGUUCCCCGGAGAGGUAAAGAUAGAGCUCUGUAGGGGAAAACUUAAUGAGAUCUUUUUUCAGCUCCAUCAUCAAAGCAAGCAAAUUGUUACAGAGUAUAUUUGGUCAGUUGGGGAGAUGCCAUAAGAGUGGAGAGAUUUUUAGUUUUUGCCAGUAUUGCUAUAUGUACAUAUUUAAGAAUCUGUUCCAAAUACCAAAGGAACAGAGGCAAGGAGUACGGACGUACCAAAGACAAUGUUGCCAUUGGCAGACACGUUGGAGCUCAUCAUUUGUGCCCUUCUCAUUUUGCUGAGUGUGGUGGGGAAUGUGUGUUUAUUUUUUUCUACAAGGAGAUGCAUCCGUGGGCCUCUGAAGCCAUCCUUCCUGCUCAUUUUCAGUCUUGCAUUAGUUCACCUUCUGAAAAACCUGGUUGUGAAUAUCAUGAAAAUCGUUUUUUCCUCUGGUGGCUUGUUGGACUCGGUCAGCUGCAAAAUUCUCCGAUUCACAGAAACUCUGACCACUGAGCUCUCUGUCUGGUUCGUGUUACAUUUUGCCGUGCUUCACCAUCGUGAGCUGUACCAAAUUGUCUAUCCCUCCAGUGAGACUCCAAACCUGAGCCAUCAGAAGGGGCAUUUAAAGGCAGUUCCCAUUCUGUGGAUCACUGGAUUGGGAGUUUGUAUUCCAAUUUUAGUCUGCACUGAAAAGCUUCCACCUGUCCGCACAGCAAAUAGCACGGGUCUGCUGUAUGCCCAAAGCCUUAACCUGGCUUGCAAGAUUGACUUUGGAAACCAACAGGUAGAAUAUUACUAUGAGAAAAUAUUUUUAGUCCUUGUUGAUCUUCUUCCUUUGACUGUCUUGAUUUUUCUUUGUUGUUGGAUUGCUUUCCUGCUCUGGGAGCAAAAGAAGCAGACCUAUGGCAACAUUUGGAUAGGAGAGGAUGCUGCAGAGACUGAGAUCUUUCGAGGAGCUAAAGUCAGUAUUUUGUUGACGUUACUGAUUACCUCUCUGUGGAUUUCCCACUUUGUUUUGAUUGGUUUCUUGAAGGAUUUGGAAUCCUGUUCCUUUACUCCAGCUUUGCUCACAGCUCUGUCUUCAGGUUUUUCGACUGUUAGUCCCUACGUUCUUAUGUUGGUUCAUUACAAAGUGAGGCUGGAGGCUUUCUGCUGUCGGAAAAGAGAAGGAUCUGUUAUUCAGACUACAAAUGUUCUUUCCUGUCCAUACGCAUAAAGACAAAAACCACGUUAUCGUUGCUUCGGUAACACGGGAACCUUCCUAUUUUAGGGGAAGCAGAAAUCGACCUGUACUCCUUGUCAUCUGAUAGGCAGGCAGUUCCUCCCAGUCAGGACAACAAAACGCAGCACCUCGUAGUCAAAGCAGGUAUCCCAAGAAAACCAUGAAAGGAAGUAUGGACGCCAAUGAUUCUGCAGUAAGUUAGGGUUGAGGGUGAGGGAGGAAUCACCAAUC
Molecule: messenger RNA, 1723 nt
Organism: Monodelphis domestica (gray short-tailed opossum)
Lineage: Eukaryota; Metazoa; Chordata; Mammalia; Didelphimorphia; Didelphidae
Biological process (GO): G protein-coupled receptor signaling pathway
Cellular component (GO): plasma membrane
Molecular function (GO): G protein-coupled receptor activity
Source: RefSeq, a predicted model, not a curated record